Aspergillus bombycis is the source of this 639-nucleotide messenger RNA. Its product is annotated as SDR family NAD(P)-dependent oxidoreductase. The record is from RefSeq and is a predicted model, not a curated record. Bases 1 to 639 code for a protein of 212 amino acids. Gene Ontology annotation, cellular component: membrane. NCBI's taxonomy places the organism in Eukaryota, Fungi, Ascomycota, Eurotiomycetes, Eurotiales, Aspergillaceae. The transcript has a single exon.
AUGGGCCGGUUUUUCUCCAUAGAUUUUGGGCUUAGCUUCACGCAGACCAUCCACGAAAAGCCAACACCAUCAAUGCAUCCAGAAAAUGUCCAGCUUCCAUGUGGUUACACUGUAGUAACUACGGGUGCGGGCACAGGAAUCGGUGCACAGAGUGCACGUGCGUAUGUACAAGCACGGGCAACGGAUAUCAUUGUCAUGUCUCGAACGCCGUCAGAUCUCGAGAAGCUCAAAGCGGAACUCGACGGGCCAACGACCAAGAAUCCGGAUUUACAUGUUCGAGCCUUUCCCGGAGAUGCGUCGAAGUCGGAAACGUACAUCAGACCGAAGUCAACGAUGCAGGAAGAGUUCAAUGGGCGAUUGGACUGUCUUGUCAACAAUGCUGGCUCGAUUGGAGGGCUUGAAGGAUUCACAGGAAAGCUUCAUCAACUUGAUCCGAAUGAGCAUGCCAAUCUCAUUGAUCUCAACUAUCUGGAUCCGCGCUAUGCUAUCCACCAGCUACUACCUCUUCUACUAGGCCCUCGGAAUAGUAGGAGACAGAUUAUUAAUAUCACGUCCAUAGGGGUUCUAUGUCACAGCGGUUAUUAUUGCAUACGGAAUAAGCAAGCUAGCCCUCAACCGCUCUACUCAACAUGUGGAUGA